Molecule: messenger RNA, 2712 nt
Organism: Suillus clintonianus
Lineage: Eukaryota; Fungi; Basidiomycota; Agaricomycetes; Boletales; Suillaceae
Exons: 12
Coding region: 1-2712 (903 amino acids)
Source: RefSeq, a predicted model, not a curated record
AUGUUUGAUGAACCUUCAAUGGAUGCUGGCGAAGACGGGACAAUGACUCAAAGUCAGAAAAGCAAGCGCCCAGCUGGUGACAAUCCUCUGCUUGUUUGGAAAGACGAACGUGAUACAUAUCUCUCGGAGAUUAUUCGGUUGGACGGACGCGGUGAAAAUGCAAGGGACUCGUGUGCAGGCUGUUGCGCCAAUCCUGCAGAAUUCCGAUGUCAGGAUUGCGAUGACAUGCAACUGUACUGUGGUACAUGCUCACUGGCAAAUUAUGCCCGGUCUCCAACCCAUCGCAUACAGCAAUGGAAUGGUAUAUUCUUCGAGAGCUCUUCCUUGAAGACGCUAGGCCUUCGAGUGCAACUCGGGCAUCCCAUCGGUCAAUCAUGCAUCCUCCCGCAGCCGGCGUUUAACGACGACUUUGUGCUUAUAGACACAAACGGAAUACACGAACUAGGACUGGACUUUUGUGGUUGCGAGACAUCCGAGACACAUGUUAAACAACUCCUUCGUCACAGAUGGUUCCCUUCCACGCCAACUAAACCUAGGACAGCGGCAACAUUUCGACUUCUGCAUUACUACCAAAUCUUAUCCUUCGAGUCGAAGGCAUCAGCCUAUGAAUUCUACCAUUCUCUUGUUCGACUCACGGAUAAUACAGGGAUGAUGAAACGCAUGCCGGACCGCUAUGAAGGAUUCAUGCGGAUGGUGCAUGGUACAUCGCAGGGCGAAUGCGCGGUGCUAUGUCCAGCAUGCCCACAGCCAGGGAAGAAUUUACCUGAGGGUUGGCAAAAUGCUUCGAAAGCAAAACGGUGGUUGUAUGCAGUAUUUUUAGCUAUUGAUGCGAACUUUCGAUUGAAAAGGCGGAACGUAUCGAGCGAUCACGCAGACCCAAGUCUUUCGAGUGGCUGGUCAUAUUUUGUCGAGGAGAAAGAGUACAAGGCCUUCCUGGCCGAACAUCUCACUGAGGCGCAGGAGAAAAGUACAUGUUCGAGCCACAGCGCUGUCAACAUGGCAGAUACAAAGCAGGCACAAGGGCUUGCUGCUACUGGCGUCGGUACAGUAGACUGUGCCCGUCAUAAUUUUAAACGGCCAAAUGGAGUCGGUGAUCUGCAAAAGGGCGAGAAGUACAUCAAUAUGGAUUAUUUAUUUUUCUCGACUUUGCGUGGUACGCAGCUCGAAAUGCUCAACUAUAUACGCUUCUUCGUGCCAAAGUUCCACCUCCCCGCACAUGUUGCAAAAUGUCAGACCGUCUUCUCGUUCAAUUUCACGCGUUAUGUCGGCCGGACGGAUGGUGAAGCCCCGGAGAGGGGCUGGUCGAAUAUCAACCCUGUGGCAUCAAGUACGAAAGCGAUGGGUCCUGGUUGUCGUCGUGACACGCUGGACGACCAUUUUGGCGAUUGGAAUUGGAAAAAGACCGUCGGGUUGGGCGCGUCUCUCCUGUACAAGAUGAAGGAUGCUCUAGCUGAGAAGGCUGCGCAUGCACUCGCAUUUGAGGAAUUUGACGCUGUCAUCACUCCCGAGCAUCGCUCUGCAUGGUUAGAAGAAAUGCAAGCUUGGGAAGAUAAUCCGAACGACACAUCGAUCUCUAAUCCGCUCGAGGCCAAAGCCAUGGCUAUAACGCAAGCAGGAGUAAGGCUAAAGCUCGCGGAGCUGGAGGCCGAGGACCUUCAGCGAGGUAUAGACUGCUCGUUGCACCCACAAAUCUCGCCUAGUGUGCUUAUUGCUUCAGGCAUAGACCUGGAGCAGGAACAGCAUCGUCUGGCCAAUAUCGCCGAGUCGAUGGGUCAACAUGCUACCGACACGCAGAAAGGCAGUCUCACGCAGAUGCGGAACUCGCUUCAUCGUAGGAUCGAUAUGUGGCGACGCACACAGGUCCUUUACCUCCCGGCCGUUCAAGGCCUUAUUGAUCAGGCAGCCACGCGUGAAGGCCACGAGAACGCCAAAUGUAUACACCUCUGGUUACCUUCAGAACUGAAAACCAAGCCGUGCGAUCCACGCCUACAAGAGGACGAAUGGGAAUUGCGCUACGCGCAGGCUCACGAUGCGCUAGAAGAAUUGCGGCAGUGUCUACGCAUUCACUGCUCCUUACUGACAUUCAAAAGGGAAUGGGUGCGUGGUCAAGGCGCGAAUACCUGUGCUCAGAAUGCCCUUGCCCGCAUCCACCGAAGGCGUACGGCCUGCGUGAAACGUUAUCGGUCAGCAUGGAUGGCGCUCAAGAGCCUAGCUACAAUCAUGAAGAAGACUGGUUGGCAGGGAAGGUUGCAGGAAUUGGCCGACACUCAUGUCAAGCCCCUCGUGGACCCAUAUGCUACUGGCGAAGGGAGACGUCAUGUAUCGUGGAUCUGGAUGAUGGAUGGCGUUGACCAUGGCAAUGAAGGUGACAACGAUGGUUUACGAAUCGAGUGGUGCAAAACCCGUGCGAGGGCACUGCGGUGGUCGGAAGAGGUCGAAUUACUCACGGAAGAGAUGCGCAGGGUGCUGGAAUUUUUUACCUGGCAGCAAGCGCGGUGGGAAGAACAGGGAAAGGCAUGCGUUGGGGAGUGUGCCGCUGACAUUGAAGGUUUGCGAGCUUAUGCUGCCCGACAGGCUAACAUCCGUCGCAGGCUUGCAGACCAUUUUCGGGUGCUGUGGGCACCCUUUCUUUCACUGGAAGGUCCCAUUGACCCGCCACCUCAGUUGGCCGAACAUUCGUUACCGGACCUCAUGAUUCCCGACAUUCUCUAA